AGACCGCACAGGGGAAGAAACCACAGCACAUCGUCCUGACUGUCCUCUUCCCAGGGACCAAGAGCUAGAGACCCGGCUGUGACUGCCCGCCUCUGGGGCUUCCUUUAGAGGAGACAGUCUUUACCCAUCUAGACUCCUGCCACCCUGACUGCUGACUUACAGCAGCUAUGAGGUCCCGGCUUCUGCUGCCCGUGCCCCAUUUGCCAACGAUUCGGGAAAUGUCAGAAGAGCUGUCACAUGGGGCAGCUGGGCAGGAACCCCCAGCGUCCCCCAGCCUGGAUGACUACGUCAGGUGUAUCUGUCAGCUGGCACAGCCCACCUCAGUGCUGGACAAGGUCACAGCCCAGAGCCGUCCCAACAGACCCUCCCGGCCAGCCUGGACUCGAGAGAAGAGGCGCCAGGCCGAGUCUCCAGGAGACAGCUCUCUUUGCGUCAGCAGCCUGCAGCCCACACUGCCCUCUCCCGGCACUGACAACCCUCUGGACUGGCUCUUUGGGAAGUCACAGGGAGAGCAGGCAGAUGGGAGAGGUCGACCCAACAGGACUGGUUCUUCAGAUCCCUGGGAUGUGCCCAGACAGAUGGGCAAGGACACGGGGAGACUCUGUGAGGCCAGGGUACCUGAGCACUCUCUGGGAAGAAAACCAGGGCCCAGGCACCAGACCUCCGACCUGAAAAGCUGGACUUCUAGAAAGUCCUGCCGGGCCUUAGCGUCCGUCUCCAGCUCUCGCCCCAGCAGUAUCCUAGGUACUCUCUAUUUGCACCUCCCAGUGAUCCAUGAACUCUAACUCCUACCCCAGGAAAAACCCAUAAAGGAUAUGGUGGGCCCCUGUGCUCUCUCUAGCUUUCCUCUCCUGUGGUGGACACUUCCUGGCAGGUCUGCAGGGACUGGGCAAUUCCUAGUGAGACCCAUCCUCUAAAGAGCGAUGACAGUCUAGCUCCCACAAUGCGACUUUGACUGGUACCUUUUGUGUCUGGCUGGCCCGUGACUUUGAAGCGACUCAGUGUCCUCUAUGUCUUGGUUUUAUCAUGACUAAAGUGAGUGUAGGUGGAGUGACCACCUCCCAGAUUGCUCUAAUGAGGAGAUGCGGGCUGUACUCUGGGUGGCUGCCACAGUCUCAUGAGAAACCAAGGGCAAAGGACCAAGGAAAAGGGUCUCAGGCCCCUAAAGCAGUGGCUUUCAACCAUCCUAAUGUUGUGACCUUUUAAUACAGUUCCUCAUGUUGUGUGACCCCCCAACCAUAAAAUGAUUUUUGUUUCUACUUCAUAACUGCAAUUUUGUUACUGUUACGAAUCAUGGUGUAAAUCUUUGAGCUUUCC
Molecule: messenger RNA, 1317 nt
Organism: Mus musculus (house mouse)
Lineage: Eukaryota; Metazoa; Chordata; Mammalia; Rodentia; Muridae
Gene: Depp1
Product: DEPP1 autophagy regulator
Exons: 2
Coding region: 168-785 (205 amino acids)
Biological process (GO): regulation of autophagy
Cellular component (GO): cytoplasm; mitochondrion; peroxisome
Source: RefSeq, marked validated